Molecule: messenger RNA, 1644 nt
Organism: Danaus chrysippus (African queen)
Lineage: Eukaryota; Metazoa; Arthropoda; Insecta; Lepidoptera; Nymphalidae
Source: the annotation of a GenBank genome assembly
AUGUUGGUGCUAUUCGAGACGCCGGCGGGAUACGCUAUAUUUAAGUUACUGGACGAGUCAAAAUUAUCACAAAUAGAUGAUCUGUACCAGGAGUUCAACACACCUGAAGGGGCUUCCUCUGUUGUGAAACUGAAGAACUUUAUUAAAUUCGAAGACACUACGGAAGCUUUGGCAGCAACAACCGCCGCUAUUGAAGGCAAGCUUUCAAAGACAUUGAAGAAAGGUUUGAAGAAGCAUGUGCUCAAAGAUGUUCAGGAUCAACUGCUAGUUGGGGAUGCCAAGCUAGGUAGUGCCAUCAAAGAGAAGUUUGACUUACAAUGUGUAUCAAAUUCAAAUGUACAAGAAUUGUUGAGAUGUAUCCGUUCCCAAAUGGACAGUUUGUUGACGGGCCUGCCCAAGAAAGAAAUGACAGCUAUGGCUUUAGGUCUUGCACAUUCACUGUCCAGAUAUAAACUGAAAUUCUCUCCGGACAAGAUUGAUACUAUGAUAGUACAAGCUCAAUGUCUAUUGGACGAUUUAGAUAAGGAAUUGAACAACUACGUCAUGAGGUGCCGGGAAUGGUACGGCUGGCACUUCCCGGAGCUCGGGAAGAUUAUAACAGAUAAUACUUUAUUCGUGAAGAUCGUUAAGGUCAUGGGUACCCGAGAUCACGCGGCCACGACUGAUCUGUCGGACAUACUACCAGAAGAUUUGGAAGAGAAAGUCAAAGAAGCAGCCGAGAUAUCCAUGGGGACAGAGAUCUCUGACGACGACAUUAUUAAUAUACAGAACUUGUGUGACGAGAUCAUAUCUAUCACGGACUAUAGAGCACACUUGACGGACUAUUUAAAGGCGAGGAUGAUGGCCAUGGCGCCGAACUUGACAGUUCUGAUCGGGGAACAUAUAGGAGCUAGAUUAAUAGCCCACGCUGGUUCGUUAAUGAAUCUAGCUAAACACCCAGCUUCCACUGUGCAAAUAUUCGGUGCUGAGAAGGCUUUGUUCAGAGCUUUGAAGACUAAGAAGGAUACUCCAAAGUACGGUCUUAUAUACCACGCUCAGCUGAUUGGACAAUGUAGUACCAAAAACAAGGGCAAAAUGUCGAGAAUGUUGGCGGCCAAGGCGGCGCUGGCGACACGUGUGGACGCCUUCGGUGAUGAUGUGACAUUCGAGUUGGGAGCGAAACAUAAAGUGAAUCUUGAGAAUAAGCUGCGGUUACUAGAAGAAGGCAACUUGAGGAGAAUCAGUGGCACUGGCAAGGCUAAGGCCAAGUUUGAGAAAUACCACAGUAAAUCGGAAGUGUUCUCAUACCCGACGGCAGCUGACAGCACCUUGAAGGGUGUGAAGAGAGAACACGAGCCGGAGGAAGAAACCGCACCAACCAAGAAGAUGAAGCUAGAGAACGAUGUCAAAGUAAAGAAAGUAAAACCAGAACCUUCAGAUGAGGUGGACGGACAUGAGAAUGGUGACGCUGAGGUGACUGAGAAGAAGAAGAAGAAAAAGAAGAAGUCCAUGGAACCAGAACAAGCACAGGCUGAAGAAGAACCUCCAGUCAGUGAGAAGAAAAAGAAAAAGUCCAUGGAACCAGAAGCAGAACAAAGCGAAGAAGCACCCGCGAGUGAAAAGAAGAAAAAGAAGAAAAGACAAUCUCAGGUCCAAGAAGAAUGA